Cynara cardunculus var. scolymus (artichoke) is the source of this 4542-nucleotide messenger RNA. RefSeq names its product ABC transporter G family member 35-like. The record is from RefSeq and is a predicted model, not a curated record. Gene Ontology annotation, molecular function: ATP binding; ABC-type transporter activity; ATP hydrolysis activity. The transcript is spliced from 16 exons. Gene Ontology annotation, cellular component: membrane. NCBI's taxonomy places the organism in Eukaryota, Viridiplantae, Streptophyta, Magnoliopsida, Asterales, Asteraceae. Bases 1 to 4515 code for a protein of 1504 amino acids.
AUGGAGGAAAAGAGAUCUGUAAGCAUUGGAACAAGUAUAGGUAGAAGUUUGAGUAGGGCAGCUGGGAGUUGGAAGAUGGAAGAUGUGUUUUCGAGAGGUGCCGGCGGUGGCGGUAGCCACGACGGGAGAAACAGCCGGCAUUCGGUGGAAGAUGAAGAGGCGUUACGAUGGGCUGCUUUGGAGAAACUUCCGACUUAUAAUCGAAUACGAACCACCAUUUUUAAAUCUUAUGUUCCAGCUGAUCUUCAAAACCAAACACCGGCUGAUAAGAUGUUGUUGGAUGUUCGAGAACUCGACCCCAAUGCUCGACAGGACUUCAUUGAUAAGAUCUUUAGAGUUGCUGAAGAAGAUAAUGAAAGGUUCUUGAAGAAGUUCAGACAACGUGUUAAUAAGGUAGGAAUCUCUCUUCCAACCGUAGAAGUUCGGUUUCAAAAUUUGACGAUAGAAGCAGAUUGCUACGUGGGUGAUAGAGCACUUCCAUCAUUACCAAAUGCAGCAAGAAACUAUGCAGAAUCACUUCUGGGUUCGUUAGGUAUCAGUUUGGCCAAGAAAACUAAACUCACCAUUCUUAAAGAUGCAUCUGGAAUCAUCAAACCAUCGAGAAUGGCACUUCUAUUGGGUCCGCCAUCUUCUGGGAAGACGACACUUUUGUUGGCAAUGGCAGGAAAGCUCGAUCCCAACUUAAAGGUUGAAGGAGAGAUUACUUACAACGGUCAUAAACUCAACGAAUUUGUACCUCGAAGAACAUCAGCGUACAUCAGCCAGAACGAUAUUCAUGUUGGAGAAAUGACCGUUAAAGAAACCUUAGAUUUCUCAGCAAGAUGCCAAGGAGUCGGCUCAAGAUUAGAAAUGCUAUCGGAGUUAGCAAAACGAGAGAAGCAAGCAGGGAUUUUCCCAGAAGCCGAAGUCGAUCUUUUCAUGAAGGCAACUGCCAUUGAAGGAGAUGCCAGCAGUUUGAUCACUUACUACACUCUUAGAAUAUUGGGACUCGAUGUCUGCCGUGACACCUUUGUUGGCGAUGCAAUGAGGCGAGGAAUUUCUGGUGGACAAAAGAAGCGUGUAACCACCGGAGAGAUGCUUGUUGGACCAGCGAAAACUCUGUUUAUGGACGAGAUAUCAACUGGUCUAGACAGUUCAACUACGUUUCAGAUAGUGAAAUGCUUGCAGCAAGUUGUACACUUGACUGAAUCGACAAUCUUGAUGUCGUUACUACAGCCUGCUCCAGAGACGUUUGAUCUCUUCGAUGACAUCAUUCUACUAGCGGAAGGCCAAAUCGUUUAUCAAGGACCACGAGAAAAUGUGCUCGAGUUCUUCGAAGGUUGUGGAUUCAAGUGUCCUGAAAGAAAAGGCACAGCUGAUUUCUUGCAAGAGGUUACAUCUAAAAAGGAUCAAGAGCAAUAUUGGGCAGAUAGAAACAGUCCCUAUAGAUACACCACAGUCAGUGAAUUUGCUCAGCGAUUCAAGCGUUUUCACGUGGGCGAGAGGCUAACGAACGAGCUUUCAGUCCCAUUCGACAAGAGCCAAAGCCACAAAGCAGCUCUCGUCUUCAAGGAAUUCUUGGUCUCGAAACGGGAGCUCUUGAAGGCUUCAUGGGAUAAAGAAUGGCUACUGAUAAAAAGAAACGGUUUCGUGUAUGUUUUCAAGACCGUGCAGAUCGUGACUGUAGCAUUUAUCGGGAUGACGUUAUACUUUCGAACUACAAUGAAGACUAGAAAUGAAGAAGAUGCUCAAAUCUAUAUGGGGGCACUUUUGCUAAGUUUACUUAUAAACAUGUUUAAUGGUCUGGCUGAGCUUUCCCUCACUAUAAUAAGACUUCCUGUAGUUUACAAGCAAAGAGACCUUCUAUUCCAUCCACCGUGGGCUUACACGAUUCCGACGUUCUUGCUUCGUGUACCGAUAUCAAUCCUCGAGAGUAUUACAUGGGUGGCCAUACUAUAUUACGGUAUCGAUCUAGCCCCAGAAGCUAGCAGGUUCUUCAAACAUCUUCUGUUGGUUUUUCUGAUCCAGAACGUUGCAGCGGGAAUUUUUAGGCUUAUCGCCGGAGUUUGUAGGACGAUGAACAUAGCCAACACGGGUGGAUCUCUCGUCCUUCUGCUGAUAUUUCUUUUGGCCGGUUUCAUUCUUCCUAAAACUCAGAUUCCUAACUGGUGGGAAUGGGCUCAUUGGGUAUCACCAUUGUCUUAUGGCUUCAAAGCCUUUGCAAUCAACGAGUUCUACGCUCCUAGAUGGAUGAACAGAUUGAGUUCCGAUAAUGUUACUCCCUUGGGCACGUCAGUACUAGAGAGCCUGGAUAUCCCGACUCAAACAAGCUGGUACUGGAUCGGUGCUGCUGCUCUUCUAGGUUUCGCGGUUCUCUUCAACGUCCUUUUCACUUUGGCUCUCAUGUAUUUUGAUGCCCCAGGAAAACCACAAGCAGUGAUCUCCAAAGAAGCAGCUGAAGAAAUGGAAAACCAACAGGAUAGCAACCAACAACCAAGACUCAAAACAAUUGCAUCCAAGCAAGGUAGAAUUCCUAGAUCCUUAUUAUUUCCGAUGGAAGAAGUUCAAGAACGAAAAACCGGUUUUCGAAACUUAGCAAUUUACAUGAUUUUUGUAGGUCAAAAUAUGGAAAUGCAGCAUGUAGGAAGUCGGUCCGACUCUUAUGAUAAUUCUAAUGGUGUUGCUGCUAAGAAGGGAAUGGUUCUUCCGUUUACUCCACUCGCUAUGUCAUUCGACAACAUGAACUAUUAUGUCGACAUGCCUAGUGAAAUGAGAGAACAAGGGGUGACGGAAAACAGAUUGCAAUUGCUUCGUGAUGUAACUGGCGCUUUCAGGCCGGGAGUUCUAACGGCAUUGAUGGGAGUCAGCGGAGCUGGAAAAACGACGCUAAUGGAUGUUUUAGCCGGAAGAAAGACAGGCGGUUAUAUCGAAGGAGACAUCAGAAUCUCGGGAUUCCCAAAGAAACAAGAAACUUUUGCUAGAAUUUCGGGAUAUUGUGAGCAAACCGAUAUCCAUUCUCCCAACAUCACCGUUCACGAAUCUUUGAUUUACUCGGCCUUCCUCCGCCUCCCAAAAGAAGUCAGCAAGGAAGAAAAGAUGACGUUCGUGGUUGAAGUAAUGGAGCUAAUUGAACUAGACAACCUCAAGGAUGCAAUCGUAGGACUUCCAGGAGUUAGCGGUUUGUCAACCGAACAGAGAAAGAGGCUAACGAUUGCAGUCGAGCUCGUUGCUAACCCUUCAAUCAUCUUCAUGGAUGAACCGACUUCUGGGCUUGAUGCAAGAGCUGCAGCCAUCGUUAUGAGGGCCGUUAGAAACACUGUGGACACAGGAAGAACCGUCGUCUGCACCAUUCAUCAGCCCAGUAUCGAUAUCUUUGAAUCCUUUGAUGAGCUGUUGUUGAUGAAAAGAGGAGGACAAGUGAUCUAUGCAGGACCAUUAGGCAGAAAUUCACAACAAAUUGUUGACUAUUUUGAGGAAAUUUCUGGGGUUCCAGAGAUUCCAGAAAAAUACAAUCCAGCCACAUGGAUGUUAGAGGUCAGUUCAGGUGCUGCCGAGAUCCGGCUCGGGAUCGAUUUUGCGGAGCAGUACAAGUCAUCAUCGUUGUUUCAGAGGAACAAGGCUUUAGUAGCGGAGUUAAGCACGCCACCUUCAGGAGCGACCGAUCUUCAUUUUGGAACACGAUAUUCUCAAUCUUCAUGGGGACAAUUCAAGUCUUGUAUAUGGAAGAUGUGGUGGGGUUACUGGAGAAAUCCCGAUUACAACCUUGUUCGAAACUUCUUCACCUUGGCUGCGGCACUCAUGGUUGGAACAGUCUUUUGGAAAAUCGGAGAAAAGAGAGGUAGCAGCGGAGAUCUGAACACAAUCAUCGGUGCCAUGUACUCUGCUGUUUUCUUUGUUGGAAUCAACAAUUGCCAGACCGUACAGCCCGUAGUCGCCACAGAAAGAACAGUCUUUUAUCGAGAAAAAGCAGCCGGAAUGUACUCAGCGUUACCAUAUGCCAUGGCACAGGUGUUCGUGGAGAUACCAUAUGUAUUUGUUCAAACCGUAUAUUACACUCUGAUCGUGUACGCCAUGGUCUCGUUCGAAUGGACAGCAGCCAAAUUCUUUUGGUUCUUCUUCAUCAACUUCUUCUCGUUCCUUUACUUCACAUACUACGGAAUGAUGACCGUUUCCAUCACACCAAACGAGCAAAUCGCAGCCAUUUUUGCAGCUUCUUUCUACUCACUCUUCAAUAUCUUUUCCGGUUUCUUCAUUCCCCGACCCAAAAUUCCCGGAUGGUGGGUGUGGUACUAUUGGAUCUGCCCGAUGGCGUGGACCGUAUAUGGAUGCAUCAUUUCGCAGUACCACGACAUUACGAACACGAUCACGGUGCCUGGAAUGGCGGUUGAUCCACCAAUGAAUGAAUUUAUCGUCGAUCGUUAUGGUUUUCAGUUGGAUUUCAUGGGUCCGGUCGCUGCGGUUCUAAUCGGGUUUAGCAUAUUGUUUGCAUUCCUCUAUGCUUUCUGCUUAAGGACAUUAAACUUCCAGAUGAGAUAAGCAUAUGUUCUAACCAGGCUUAUUUUA